Molecule: messenger RNA, 1004 nt
Organism: Vanrija pseudolonga
Lineage: Eukaryota; Fungi; Basidiomycota; Tremellomycetes; Trichosporonales; Trichosporonaceae
Exons: 4
Coding region: 132-1004 (290 amino acids)
Source: RefSeq, a predicted model, not a curated record
CAUGACCCACCGCCGAGAACAACAAUCGGCGUCGGCGCGCUUCCUGCUUCCUGCUCCUCAUCUCACCAUCUCUCACUCACACUCCACUCACACUCGUUCACCCCUGCGCGCGCGGCGCACCGACCGGCACCAUGUCCGCGCGCCACCGCUUCCAGUCAUUCCUCUACCACACCUCGUUCACCUUCUUCAUCCUGAUCCUCUCGGCGCUCAUGGUCGGCUCGGCCUGGGGGCUGGGCGAGCAGGCCUGGCGGACCGACCACCAGCGAAGGUGGAACGUGUUCGCACUGGUCGCGGCGUAUGUCGCAUUUCUCAUCGUGUCCGUCAUGCACGUCUGGUCACGCGUGUUCAGCGUCAAGAAGGUGCUGAGGAGCAUGCCCAAGCCGUACAUGCCGACCAAGAACGUCGACGUACCACGGAGAGUCUCGGACCUCAUCCAGACCGAGUACUCGCGCACCUCGGUCAUCGCGCACCUCGCCCAAGCUACCACGGGGCAGCAGGAGGGCUGGGGACGUCCAGGGACCAAGUGGGCCGACGUGCACUUUCGGACGUACAUCCUCGGCACACUAGAUGAGAUGCGCAACAUCCUUCACCCAGACUACUCGCACGCUCCACCCACCUCCCUGCAGCCACUGAUCGACGCGACGGCCAACUUCCCACCAUCAGAACCAGACGGCAAGCCCGACCCGCUCCGCCUCUUCGUGGCCUCGUACGCCAAGAUCCUCGAGCGCGCGCGCUACGCGGCCAAGGAGCCCACCGAAGGCGACGCCGAGGCAGUCCAUUCUGUCGUCGGCCUCGUGCGCGGCAUGGUCGACCUGCGAACUGCGAAGCGCGACGCGGCGGCUGCGAGGGCUGCGCCGAGCAGCGCCACUAGCUCCGCACAGCCCAGUCGCGAGCCGAGCGGAUCUCACGCGCCCCAUCACCGUGGCAGGUCGAGAACCCUCGGCGUCUCGUUCGGCGGCGUCGAGCUAGGUGCAAAGCCACCAUUACAUCAGUCGAGCUGGUGA